Fonticula alba is the source of this 3159-nucleotide messenger RNA. RefSeq lists its product as hypothetical. Lineage: Eukaryota; Rotosphaerida; Fonticulaceae. The record is from RefSeq and is a predicted model, not a curated record. The transcript is spliced from 3 exons. Bases 1 to 3159 code for a protein of 1052 amino acids.
AUGGCCAUGCGCGCGACGAGGCCCGGGCCGCCAGCUCGCCGGCGCUGGCCCGGUCCCGCCCACGCGUCCCCCGUGCCCUCGGCCCCCCCGGCGCCGCGGACACCGCUCGCCCCCGCUCUUGCCCUGCUGUCGCUGCUGUCGCUGCUGUCGCUGCUGCUGCUGCUGCUGCUGCUGCUGCUGCUGCUGCUCCCCGGAUCGGUCUCCUCCUCCCUGCUCGAGGAGCAGCUCUACAAGCCUCUGCACCAGAUGACCUUCCCCGGCGCCCCGGGGCACCGGUACACACCGGCCGGCCGGCGGACCAUGGCCCUGCGCUGGUCCCAGACCAACACACUUGAGGUCUUCCGGCAGGAGAUCUUCCCGAGCACCAUGCCGGAGUUCCGGUGGGGCCCCUUCCUGGAGGUGACGCCCAGCGCGUGGGUCCCGUCGGUGCGUGGCAAGACCGGCCUCGGCCCGCUGAGCAGGCUGCUGGUGUUCCCGGUCCCCGACACCGACAUGCCCGUGGUCGUGGAGUACGACACCAUCGACAUGGCCCUCCUCCAAUCGGCCCACAUCCACACCCUGCCCUGGACCGGGCACCAGAUGGAGCUUCUCGCCGGCCGCGGGGUCGACCUCGACACCGUCCUCUUCCUGGUGUCCCAGAGGCUGGGCGACAACACACGCGAGGUCAGCCUCAUGGUCCUGGCCGCCUCGGAGACCAGCCUGCCCCUGGAGCUGCUCCUCAAGGUGCCGGCCAAUGAUCCCGCGGGGUUGCACGCCGCUCCCGGCCCGGGAACAUCGCUGCUCCUGCUCGCCGGGGAUAUCCUGUACCAGGUGUCCCUCACUGCCUCUUGGGAUGUGGAGUACAUGAUGGCUCCCCUGGGCAUUGCCAACAUCCUCGGCAUGCAUGUCUCGCGGCUGCUGCCGAGUGAGGGUGCUGCGUGUGCCUCCGGCGACCUGGUCCUCCUGCUGGCCGACCGCACCAUCCGGGUGUUUCCCUGCUUCGCGGUGGACUCGCCGCUGCCGGGCUCCGUGGAUGGGGCCCUGCCGCCGGGGGCCCUGACCCCCGGGCGCUUCCUCAAUCCCACGCUGGACUCCAUCACCCAGCCGGUCCCCUUCCUGUACUACUUGGACUCCGGCACCCCGCAGUCCGGGGGCCUGGUCCUGUGGCGCGCGCACAUCACGCCAUCUGCCUCGCAGAAGUUCACCUGGUCUCGCCUACAGACCCUCCACUCGCCCUUCGACCCGCAGGUGGACCUUGUGCGCAUGCGGCUUGCCGCCUCCGGCGGCGGCGGCGGCGGCGCCGCCGACGACGACGCCCAUGACCGCUGGCUUCCGCUGGUCGAAGAUUUUGUCCUCUUCGACUCGGAGCAAUUUGGCUGCGGCACCGACGACAGCAUUAUUUGCUCCGGCCCCGGCCUCGACCUGGGCCCGAAUGUGCAAAGCGAAUGUGCCCCGUCCCGGUCGAUCAGCAUGCUGGUCCCAUCCGAGCGCCUAUGCGCCGGCUGCGCUCCUGGCUACUCGAUGAGCUGGUCGGAUCCCACCUUGCCCUGUCGACUCUGCCCUGGCCACUGCGGCGCUUGCGACGAGUCGGGCUGCCUCAUCUGCCUCGCAAAUUGGAUGCUGGAGCCGAGCGGCCCGGCCGGGCAGGCCGUCUGCGUGUCCAGCUGCUCGGCCGGCUUCGAGGCCGUGGCCAACACCUGCCAGCCGAUCAGCCACCCGGGGCCGGAUGUGUCGCUGGCCUUCGACCGGCCGGUGGUGUCGUCGCCCGGCAUCAACGCCGGGACAUUCGUCCUGGACACGCAUCUGGCCCUGGGCCCGAUGGGCGAGCUGACCAUCCCGGCCGCGGCCCUGGCCAACCCGGCCGGGCCCCGGGCUGGGAGUCUCUUUUUCAUGGACAACGGCCAUGUGUGGCUGGCGCCCAGCCGGGGCAUCAGCUCCUCCGGCUUGCCGGGGCUGCUGCUGGAGCUGGUGCCCCCCCUGUCGGGCUUCGCCACGGGCCCGGUCCAUGGCGCGGUGGAGCUGGGGCCCUAUCUCGAGGAUGGCCGGGCCGUCACGAUGCUCGUCCUUUGCCAUGGCGCCGGGCAGGGGAUCUUCCUGUCGGUCUCCUGCCCGACCACCAUCCUCGGGCCCGGGUGCUCGGUCGGGCUCCCGACGGCCAUCCAGUCCGGGGGGGCCGCCUGCCAGGGCGUCCGGCGCCUUGACCCUGGCCAUGCGAUUCUCUCGCUCGAUGCGUCGCACUCGGCGCUCCUCACCUGGCGCCACGCCCGGUGGCUGGAUAGUCGCCUGGUGGCCGGCAGCCGCUUUGCCCUGCUGCCGGGCUGGCCGUCGGCCGGCGCCCAGCCCCCCGACCCGUGGCUCAUGUACAUCGACCAGGCGAACAGGCUCACGGUCCUGCCGCUGGCCCUGCCGGAAUCGGACCCCCGCAUUCACAUGCUGACCGGGGUGGCCCUGCCGACGGGUCUCCCCUCGCCGGCCGAGCUGCUUGCCCUGCCGGCCGGCGCCGGCCGGCUGGAGCCGGUGCUUUCCCUCCUCCAUGAGGGCCUCUGGGUGGUGCACCUGCUGACCAAGGGCCUGGCGGGGGCCGGCCGUAAUGUCGGCAUGCUGACCACCAAGCAAACCCUCGGGGCCCUGCCCUCGCCACCGGACAUGGGCUUCUCCUCGGUGACCUUCCAGGCCAUCGACCUUUCCCCCGGGAGUGGCGAGCACCCGAGCGCCCUGGUGCUGCUGAGCGAGAAGUAUGUGGGGCUGGCGGUGCUCCGGUGCCCCGGGUCCGGGCCCGGGCCGUGUGUCUUCCUGCCGGGCCGCUUUUACCAGCAGUCCCGGGCGCUGCCGCUGCUCGGCCGCCGGGGCGUCAUCGCCCGGCCGGGGGGGCCGCUCGUCACCGAUGCGCCCGGGCACCUGGCCACCCUGCUGGCCCUGGCCACCGGCUCGGACCCGGGCCUGGUGCUCACCUUCACGGCCGACUGCCCGAGCGGCACCUUCGGCCCCGAGUGCACCGCCUGCCAUCCCACCUGCCAGCGCUGCGGCGGCCCGGGGCCCGACCACUGCCUGGACUGCGAGUUCUGGCUGCCCGGGGCGCCGGGCACAUGUCUGCCCGACUGCCCGGGCGGCGUCCCGCCCGGGCCCAGCGGCCAUGCUUGGCCUGUGCCCGGGGCUUUGCGCUGGACCCUGCCGGCGUGA